This is a messenger RNA of Malaya genurostris, 6632 nucleotides long. It is a transcript of the gene Np, whose product is annotated as serine proteinase stubble. The record is from RefSeq and is a predicted model, not a curated record. Gene Ontology annotation, biological process: proteolysis. Gene Ontology annotation, molecular function: serine-type endopeptidase activity. Lineage: Eukaryota; Metazoa; Arthropoda; Insecta; Diptera; Culicidae. The coding region runs from base 1625 to 5569 and encodes 1314 amino acids. The transcript is spliced from 12 exons.
UUCAGUGUCAAGGUCUCUUUCGGAUCUUUCUCUCUGCGGCGGUUUGCAAGUGGAAGGUGUCUGACUGUAACCGUUUCGGACCCCAACCGUACCGUUGGACAUCAGAAUGCCAGUGAUGCGAAUGAUCCGUUUCCACUAAGUGCCACAGAGUUCCCAAAAGUGCCUGAACUUGACUUUGGAAGUGACUUUAUUCGUAGUGGUCUGUUGGUUUUGUUUUGCACCUGACUAGUGAUUUGCAGUUACUUGUGAAGUUGUUAUUGAAGUGAUCUUAAGGACCAGACAGGAAUGUACACUAUACCAUUGGAUAUUGAAUCUUAACGCCACUGUUAGCGGAUUUGCAGAAAAAAAUAAACUACCAACUGUGCAAGUUAUCCGGAGUGCGAGUGCUGUUUCGAUCCAAAUUGGGUUUCUCUGAAUGCAAUUUUGUCGAACAUCUCGCCGGCGAUUUAUUCGGGCAGCUGGUGUCGAUACCCGACCAGGCUAUCAACAUACAAGAGGCAAGAGCAGCGUCUCCGACAGCGUGGCAUAGUGAAAUUAAGCGAGUUUUUUUUGUCGAGAAUACCCAGUGAACCUGGCGUGUCCGUAAGUGAGUAAGAGCUUUCGGUUCAAGCAUCGGGGAAAAAGUGAAAUUUCGGUUGGCUUUCGUUUGCCACCUUGCCGCCCAGAAGAAGUCCGAUGAUAAUGAUGUUAGUCAAACAUUGAGUGUCUGUUGGCAGGCGAGAGCUAAGUGACGAAGAGUGAGUGUGGUAUUUUUGUGUUCGUCCAAGAGUCUCAGCAUUCAGUCGGUGACGCAGCAGCAGCAGCAGUGUUGAACUCUGUGCUCUAUAGUGACUAUGGUGAUGGUUUAGUGCAGUGGCGGUUUUUCCUUCCCGGAACUUAUUCGUGUGCCGUGUGAACCGCCUUGGUUGGCUCAGUGAAGAAAGUGUCCGAUAGCAGCAAGAGAAGUGUUUUUUUAUUUGUGAAGCGCGUGGCGCGGAAGUUUCUACACUGAAGAACCCGUUCAUAAUGAUAACGAUUUGUACUAACGGUAGUAGCAGUAAUCACAGUACCAUCUCGCAGUAUCCCGUCAGGGCAAGCAGUAAUAAUCUCCAUCAUUAGCCCGAAGGUUUAUGCCGAGCUCCGGCUUCAAACACAUCAACAUCAACAACUUCCGUGCUAGAAAAGAAAAUAUAUCGAUUUCCUGUCGCCACGGUUCUGUUUGAAGGCACCAAUUCGAGGGAAACGAAACAGAUAAAAAUAGGUCUCCGUUGACGGUUUCGAUCUCUUUCACUCGAUCUUUCCCUACUGGUUGAUAAAUCGGGAUCGACGCCACCUGUCCGCCAGUCCCCUUCUAAGAUCUGACGCUAACAAAAAAAGUGGAACACAGUCAGGCCCAGUUCGAACGCAUCCGGUGGCUAUCAUCGCAGAUCUAACGGGUCCAGUAGAGCGUAUCGAAGAAUUGGUCGAAGAAACACGACGGACAAAUCUUGACACGCGUUGCGUACUCUUCAUCCACACCGGGACCGGUGCAUGCUGGCGAAAUCCAAGCUGGCGACUUAAAAAAUUUCGAGUUCGAGUUCAAGUGCUGCCAUCGUCAUUUGUUGAAGAGCCAUCAAAGCACAGUCAAAGACGAAGAACUGUCAAGAUGUCCAGUAAGCCGCGCCGAGGGACAGUCCGAUGGAGCCAUCAACGUUGCACCACCUCCCGUACCACCAACGCCCUACUUCUAACCUCCCUCACAGUAUUUCUGAGCAAUUUGCUCAGCACAGCCCACGGGAACCCGAUGCAUCCUUUUUCCUCGGCGUUGGCGAUCGGUCGAAAUCUGCGUCACCUGCCGUGCGUGGUGCGAAGUACCGGAGACGAAGGAAUCUGCAUGUUUGCCAUCGACUGCUUCAAGGCGAACGGCACCCAUCUGGGCGUUUGUAUUGAUAAAAUUUUCUUCGGUUCCUGCUGCCAGGUUCGCGAUGAGAGCUUACUGUUCAACCAUGAAAUAACGGACAACAGUAUAGAUCAUAAUCACAGUUCCGGCUUGCACUUUCAGCAUAUCACACAUUCGUUGGUGGAUACCAAUAAGAAACCACCACUCACUGAGACCCGAUUGCCGACGACGACAGUGACGCCACAGAAUGCAACGAAGUACGUACCUAGCAGUACUUCAUCCACUACCACGCUUCGAACGACUACGAAGUUCGUGCGAAGAAAUGUGACUUCUCCGACUACCACCGUAAAGGCUGAAGUGAAAGAUGAUGUACCUUCCGAUUACCAAGAGUUCUCAACGUUUCAGUACGUUCAAGGCAGUAAAAAUCCUGAACUAACUACAACUGGAGCCAUUCGUCGUACGACGACAAAACCAGUUACUAAGCCCACAACACGAAAACCUCCGCCCAGAACUACUAUAAGUCCGAAUAAAACGCGGAAACCUGUACCAAGCCGGAACAACACAAGAGCUCCCGUAACUCCAAUGACUACUCCGAAAACUGUUGUUACAACUUUAACAGAAGCCAAGAAGAAUGUCUCUUCUUACACAACUGUAACCAGGCGACCUGUAACACCUUCCGAAACAACCACACAUUCUUCAAGAAGACCAACCACUGCAAGCUCUACUACUGUGCGAAGAACAACCACUCUUCCGAAGAGACCGGUGACGAUGGCAGUGUCAUCAGAAGAAACAUCUUUCCACAGUUUCACAAGACGACCAACGACUCAACCAACAAUAAUACCAAUGACUAGGCCUGUCCACCGACGGCGGCCAACCACAACCCCAACAGAGGAACCGGAAACCACUAGAGCACCAAGACCAAGACCAAGACCUACUCCGGAAAUUGCUACCGUUCCGGCUACGGCCCUGGAUCACUUACUCGAUGAUUUAAUAACUACAACACUUCGUGAAGGCACCUCCGCUGAAAGUUCUAACGUUAAAACUACUAGUAGUAGUAGAUAUCCAAUCACGACUGUGAAAAUAACUGAGGCAACAACUCCAACACCAACGCCUACGACCACGACGACAACAACAACUCGAAAAUCGACGAUACCAUCCACUACCACGGCUGAAUUAACUUCACCUGCUAAAGCGACGACAACGACUACACAGACUACAACCACGCGAACAACUACCCCAACAACCACUUCGACUACGACAACCACAGAAAAACCAACAACCACUACAACUGUUAAAUCCACUGUCCCGACUACAACUACUACUAGUACUAGUACUACCGCUCCUACUACUGCAACUACUACAACGACAACUACAUCUGUCCCAGAAACAACCGCUACUAACAUUAAAACGACUACAUCUUCUACACCAACUACCCCUAAAACAACCACUACUACUGUCGGCAAAACGACUACAACAAGCCCCAAAACCACAACGUCUGGACGCAUUACUCCUCCGGCAGACAUCGAUUAUCCACCUGAAACUUCACAACUUCACAACCUUCUAGACGAAACUACGGCUGGGUCCGGUUUGGUAACUUGGUCCAGCAUUGUCGAUUAUGUUUCCAGCGAAAAACAACCACCGGAGCAAGCACCGGCAGGUCCUACUACUUCAAACAGUUGGAUACUGAUUCAUACACUAACCCCCGAAGAAGUGCUCAGCACCAACGGGAACCAAACUAACAACCAUAGUUCGACUACUCAAUUCGGGUCGACCAGUACGCUGAUAGAUCAGGCACUGCCAUCACUUCCGCAAAAUAUUGCGCUGCCUGCGCUCGAAUCGCUACUGCCCGAAGCCGCCUACAUUUACACCAUUCAUGAUGAAACUAACCAAACCACGACCGACGAGUUCAUCUCUCAUUCACCACUCGCUUCAUCAUCGUCAUCCACAGAAGACACUCUGGGCUCCUUCUCCACCAUUACCAAAGAACCCAGCAUCAGUAUAGCUACUAGUACUGCUCCAGCAACGACUAUCGCUGUCAACAAUACAUCUUCCGAAGAGAUCGAGAAAAUCGACAAUAGUACUACUAGUUUCGGCACCAGUCCAGACAUAACUCCAGCUACAGAAGAUAUCACAUCAACCAUGACUCCAGAGCCAACCACCAUACCAACGACAACGACGACCGUAGCAACAACUACGACGACUACGACCGUUUCGUCCACUAGGGAGCCAACUACUUCAAGUACCACGGCUACUGAUCUCACGAGUAGCAAUACGGAUACUGACGAUACUGCCAUGCUACUGACCGGAAUUCUUACACAGCUUCAAUCCGGUUCUGCGACACAAUCAAGCACAUUUCUCACCACCAUAACCACAGAACAGGACACCUCACCGGCUGCCACUACCAAUACUCCGGCGAUACUGAUUGAAAUCUUAGGCCCGUCAACUCCUGCGCCGAAGGAACCAUCUUCGACACAACCGGCCACAUCGCCGACUUCCACCGUGGAAGAACUGAUCACUGAAACCACCGAAGAAGGAAGCACCGAAGAAGGCAGCGGAAGCGAGGAAGAAUCAAGUGAGGAAGAAACUUUCAGUUCGGGAAGUUACGAAACAACAUCGGAACCGACCAGUCCCACACCAGUCCUACUGUCGGAGUUGGACAAAUGGGGUAACACAACGCUUAUCUCGUCACUCGGAACAACCGAAAGCUCAAGCAGCUCGGAGAGUAGUACCGUCAUCACCAGUUCAACAACCCUCAACAUCACCAGCUCACUACAAUCGAUAGCAUCCAUGUUCAACAUCUCCACCAGCACCGGAAUGCCGGUCCGGUUUCCCAUAGACAAUAGCACCGGAACCUCCAGUCCCGCCGCCACCGACGGUGUCACGAUAUCGCCCGACUUCAUUACCACCUCGACCGUACCAUCGCUGGAGGGCAUCGACUAUCGUGCCGUGUGCGGUAAGCGGAUGUUCCCGGAGCCUCGGAUAGUCGGUGGAACGAAGGCAUCCUUUGGGCGGUGGCCUUGGCAAAUAUCGUUGCGACAGUGGCGUACCUCAACCUACCUGCACAAAUGUGGUGCCGCACUGCUCAAUGAGAACUGGGCCAUCACAGCGGCUCACUGUGUGGAUAAUGUGCCUCCGUCGGACCUGCUGCUGCGGCUAGGCGAAUACGAUUUGGCACUGGAAGAGGAACCCUACGGCUACCAAGAGCGACGGGUGCAGAUUGUGGCAUCUCAUCCACAGUUCGACCCCCGGACAUUUGAAUAUGAUCUUGCUCUGUUGAGGUUUUAUGAACCGGUGAUAUUCCAGCCAAAUAUCAUUCCCGUUUGUGUCCCGGAUGGGGAUGAAAACUUUAUUGGCCGGACCGCAUUCGUAACCGGAUGGGGACGACUGUAUGAAGACGGUCCACUGCCCAGCGUGCUACAGGAAGUAACAGUGCCCGUGAUCGAAAACAAAAUCUGCGAAACCAUGUACCGGAGUGCAGGUUACAUUGAACACAUUCCGCAUAUCUUUAUCUGCGCAGGAUGGAAAAAAGGUGGCUAUGAUUCGUGUGAAGGUGACUCCGGCGGUCCGAUGGUAAUUCAACGACCGGACAAACGCUUCCUGCUGGCUGGUGUCAUUUCCUGGGGUAUUGGCUGCGCGGAAGCUAAUCAACCGGGUGUCUACACACGGAUAUCGGAGUUCCGGGAUUGGAUCAAUCAGAUUCUGCAGUUUUGAAAACCCGACGAGACGCACCGCCCACUGGCAACAGCGCCAGGAUCUACGUACAAGCUCCUAGGACAACGAAAUGCAUUCCCUGGUCUCGUCCUUCGAAGAUGGAAGAAUCUGGCCAGAGUGUGGCACUUGAGUCGUUCGUGAGGGGGUGGGGGGAAAUUUUCAAGCAAAGUCGAAGACUUUCGCUGAGUUGUUGAUUUGUUUUAAUCUGGCCUGAGUGUCACUCGAAGUAACACAUUGAUCUGUCGAUGGAAUCGACGACUGAAGGGUGCUAGUUUUUAAACCAGUUAGACGCUCAUUCAUCCUGGGUGUGAAUACUAAUAUUUCAUCGAUAGAUCGAUACCGACAUGUGAGAGGGAGAGAAAAAGGGAACCGAGAUAAGAGGUGAGAUAACUAUCGAAUGCAUAUCAUUUUUAUUUAAGAUGGAAAGGAAAACCGCUCAAAGCACGCACCAGUGUUCGUAAAAAAACAAGCUUCGGUUGCAUCGGAUGGUACUCAUUGUGAAUUUCUAGAAGUAAGCGGACAUUUUAGAACAUCGAUAUUCACCAGCAUUUGUGAAUGUGAAAACAUAAGCGUUUAGUGGGAAUUUUAUGUCGUAAUAUAAGGCAGUCUUCUCUAAGUUGUGAUAAAUAGUUUCGGGUGAAUGCGACAGGGAUCUUUAUAUAUCCGCUAUGAAUGGCUGAAUGAAUCCUAGCAAUAAACAAAUUGUCACUUCGAUAGUUUUAGAACUAAUGGAAUUAUUUAUUUAUUUAUAUUCAUGCUCUAAAUUAACGUUAACAUCAUUUAGCAUUUCAUCUUAACUAGAAACUAGCCCAAAAUUAGGUGUUUUACAUUCUGCGGACCAAAGACGCUUACAGAGGAAAGCGAGGUCUGGAUUGAUUAUACUAUGUGCCGACUGCGAGCGGGAAUCGAGCGUACUAUUUUAUACACAAAAAAACGAGAACAAGAGUUUUACUGCGAUGCGUGAAUGGUUUCAACGAAAGGGAAUUGUUUGUAAAUAUGUAUUUGUUAAGGACUGAAAUGAAAGAACAUAAUAAAAUUUUUGUACAAUAUUCACAAGAAUAAA